AUGUCCGAACCAAUUCCCGAGUCCAUACCCACGUCCGCGGACCCUCGCUCUCGCCGACCCAUCAAACGAGCUCGCGGCGCCAACACCCCCUUGUCGGCACAAGCAAAUGAAAUAGAAUCCCUGUUCCUCGACCCUAGCAGACCCGUGAGCCUCCCUCCGCCGUCAAGUGAAAAGAAGUCUUCGCUGCCUGCGCCGCCAGAGAUCGUCGCAAAUGUGCAGGGUUCCUCUGCCGGCGCCGGCUCGGGCGAAUUCCACGUCUACAAAGCCAGUCGGAGGCGAGAGUACGAGCGCUUGCGGACCAUGGAUGAGGAAGCCAAGAAGGAAGAGGAGAACGAGAGAUGGGCACGAGAGGAAGAAGAGAGGAGGAAGAGGGACGAGGAGAAGACCAAGAAGAAUCGCGAGAAGCGAAAUAGAAAGAAAGCGAAGAAGGGAGGUGCGAAAGAUAAAGACCAAGACCGAGCAACGGAGCCGGUUGCAACAAACGGCGGCUCAAAUGGCGAGACUAACAACGUCAAAAAGAGGCCUGGUGGCCUGGAAAUUCCGAGACGAGGUAGCCCCGGCGACGAACAGGGUAGUGAUUUCGGUGUUGCGGAGGUGGUCAAGGAAACCGGUAUCACGAUCCUUGAGGAUGACUGA
Molecule: messenger RNA, 636 nt
Organism: Capronia epimyces CBS 606.96
Lineage: Eukaryota; Fungi; Ascomycota; Eurotiomycetes; Chaetothyriales; Herpotrichiellaceae
Exons: 1
Coding region: 1-636 (211 amino acids)
Biological process (GO): negative regulation of protein kinase activity
Cellular component (GO): nucleolus
Molecular function (GO): double-stranded RNA binding; protein kinase inhibitor activity; protein kinase binding
Source: RefSeq, a predicted model, not a curated record